AUGGGAUUUCAGUCAAUGCUUGGUCGCGCACGUCCUGCGACGGUGCCCACAGACCGAGUCAUUCCCUUGCGAUACUGGGAUGACUUGCACUACCUACGCAGCCUUGCUCAUGACUUCACCUUCCGAUUUGACGACGUUUUGGAUGCUGCGAAGCUCGAGGCGGCGCUGGAUCACUUGAUGGAGAUUGGGGACUGGGGUCAGCUCGGGGCUCGUCUGCGUCUGAACGACCAUGGCAAGCUCGAGUACCACAUCCCCUCGGAGUACAACAAGAGUACCCGUCCGGCGUUUAUUUUCACCAGCACUCGGUAUGGCAUGAGCAUCAAGGAGCACCCGCUGGGCUCACAGCUGCCCAAAACCGGACAAGACCAGUCUUUCCUAUCGCCCGAGUCUGCCGAGUUUGCUCCUCUGGUCCGCCAUUCUGAUAGUCCCCGGGCCCUGGCCGAUUGGAUCUACACCGAUCGCCCACAGCUUCACAUCCACGUCGCGGUCUUCCAGGAUGCAACUCUGGUGACCACCAGCUACCUCCAUACCCUGUUUGAUGCAGUUGCGCGGUCCAAUUUCUUCCGGGCCUGGACAUCUGUCCUGCAAGGCCGAGAAGCCGAGGUGCCACCUUUUGUGCCUUUUGACAAGGACCCUCUGGGUGCAGUUGGAAAGGAUGCCUCCCCGACGGGCUAUGUCAAUUUCCAGCGCCUCGUUACAGGUCUUGGUCUUUUACUCUUCGGACUCCGGUAUCUCUUCGAGCUACUCUGGUUCCGCAAGGAAGAAGAACAUUCCAUCCGUCUGCCAGGACACUGUGUGGACCAGAUGAGGGACUCUGCAUGCCAGCAACUGGCAGCCGACGCCUCGUCGCAGGGCGCAGACGAGCCAUUCAUAAGCGAGCCCGACGUCGUGGCCGCUUGGUGGCUGAAGACUAUAGUAACGGCACUGGACCCUGCGCCCAGCCGCCCAGUCAUGGUAAUGAGCCCGUUCAACGCAUGGGGUAUCUUCAACGAGUCAUUCAAGGGCGGAAAGGGCUUCAUCGGCAACGCAUUCUUCAAUUCCUACACGGUGCACCCUGCCCGGCACAUCCUCGCAGACAACAACAUAGCGCAUCUGGCGUCCCAAAACCGCCAAUCGCUCGUGCAGCACCGAACCAAAGACCAGGUAGAAGCAAUGACUGCUAUCCAGCGGAAGUCCAUCAUGGGCAUACCGCCGCUGGUCGGCGGCUCGGACCUGGUCUUCCUGACGCACACCAACCAGCACAAGGCUAGAUACUUCGAGACGGACUUCUCGGCUGCCGUCGUCGCCACUGGUACUCCCCUGAGUGAGAGGCCCCAUGCUAUCGGCCGGCCAUCUUACGUUAAUGACAUCGAGCACUGUCGCUGGUACCCGACUCGCAAUGUCUGUAGGGUGGUCGGGAAGGAUGCCGCUGGUGACUGGUGGCUUCUGUUCAAGACCCGAGCGGAGGCUUGGCCGUCUAUCCAUAAACAGCUGAUGGCGACGAUGGGGGUUGAUGAGCUACCGGAGACUCGUGUUCGUGAGACUGAGGCCAAGGGCGUCUACCCUGGAAGCGUGCCGGCUAAGAAGUCCUCCGGGAUGCUCCUGGAUUUCUACCUGCUCUGGAAAUUGCUUGUUUAG
Molecule: messenger RNA, 1617 nt
Organism: Aspergillus campestris IBT 28561
Lineage: Eukaryota; Fungi; Ascomycota; Eurotiomycetes; Eurotiales; Aspergillaceae
Exons: 2
Coding region: 1-1617 (538 amino acids)
Source: RefSeq, a predicted model, not a curated record